AUGUCUGAGAUGUUUACGCGCAUUCCCGUAGCUGGUGAAAGAAAAAUCCAUACUUUGAGCCCUAGCUGUUUGUUGCCCGAGCCCUACAAAAUUAGUCGUGAAUUAGAGCUCGUGAUGUGUGGUACUGAUCCAUUAAAUCCUUCCAAUGAGGUGAGCGAUAACGUCUCCGUGUCUCUUGCAGUAGCCCGUCGCGACCAACUAUAA
Messenger RNA from Plasmopara halstedii, 204 nucleotides. RefSeq lists its product as uncharacterized. Bases 1 to 204 code for a protein of 67 amino acids. Lineage: Eukaryota; Oomycota; Peronosporomycetes; Peronosporales; Peronosporaceae. The transcript has 2 exons. The record is from RefSeq and is a predicted model, not a curated record.